AUGGGCGGGGCCGCCUCCAUUGUCUUCCCCUGCGUCGCCGCGCUGAAGGCGAACGCCGGCUCCCCCACGGAGCAGGGCAAGAUCCAGGGCGCCGUUAGCUGCCUGCAGAGUUGCUGCCGGGGCGUCGGGCCGCUGGUGUACGGCCCGCUCCUCGCCUGGCUCGUCGGCCCGCACGCGCCUGGGGGGCGGCCGCGGCCGCAGCUGCUGUGGGGCCUCUCGGUGCUCCUGCUGCUGCCCGCGCUCGCCGCUGCGGUGGCGCUUCAGGGGCUCGUGGACGACGACGCGGGGCACCACGCCCAGCCGGUGAUCCGACGCACGGUGUCGCUGUUUCGGCGCGGCCUGUCGAGCAGGAGCCUCGGCUCGGGCGGCGCCUCGCCGAGCCGCGCCCGCGCGGCCGAGCGCUGCGCGGAGGGCGCGGGCGACCCCGAGGCGCCCGCUGCCCCGCCGAAGCCCCCGCUACCCGGCGUGCGGCCCCGCCCCGCCGGCGGCUCCCCUGCGGCGGCGUGA
This is a messenger RNA of Prorocentrum cordatum, 507 nucleotides long. NCBI's taxonomy places the organism in Eukaryota, Dinophyceae, Prorocentrales, Prorocentraceae. The record is from the annotation of a GenBank genome assembly.